AUGAUUCAAGGCAUCUUUUACGCCAGAUUCUUCCCCCAAGAGGGCCCCAAGAUUGUCGCACAGUCUCCCGCAGGCUGCAUAACCGCCGUCGAAGGCUCAACAAAACCCCCUCUCAUCGACUUCGACGUACUCCAUGAGUACAUCAUUCCUAGACAAGCCUUCUGCAACCGCUAUCUCACUAUCAACACGCCAGAUGGGAAGUACACCGUACUAGGAUACCCGGUUGUUAUUCCUCACACCAAGUAUCUUCGAAAUGAGUUCAUCUUCAACUUCGGCCUCGUGCUCGACUCUGAUGUUGACCAUGUUCCUUAUGAGCGCGUCGUUCGUGGUCUAGCCUCGACCUUUUCUGAGAUGGAAAAACAGAAUGAGUAUUUGAGUCAAAAUGCAGAGACAAAAGGCUCUGGGAGGAGACCGAUUGAUAGUUUGCUUGAGAUCGUCAAGGAGGACUUGGACAAUUAUGGAGAGUGCAUGAUUCCAGUUGACGAGGCAAACACUAUCAACAUGAAGCUCUUCCCUCACCACAUGGACCCCCCUAGAGUUCGAGGCUGGCAUGUCCCUGUCCCAAAGGCCAAAUUCUCUGACAUUAUGGAUCCGACCUGGGAUCUCACCCUCCAGAAAGUCAUAUCUCACAUCGACGGUGUUUCUGAUGUUCGACGUAUCGCUCACGCUGCUUCUGUCUCUCUUGAGUUAGCAAAAACCGCGCUCCGCCAUCUCCUCUACUACGACACUAUUCUACUUCUUGACAUGUUCUUUUUCACGGCAUGCUACGCUCCACGGCCUGGGAUCCACGACUUUAUCCGAAAUGUUGACGGGAUGGUCGAUGAAUGUGCUGCAUAUGUAUCACACGGACGCGGCCUCGUGAGCAACUAUCAUCUUAUCAAACUCAUGUCCACCUUUGCCCCAGGAAAAUCCGUCAUGGAAUGGCUCAAGGGGCAUCAAGACACAGGUUUCGAAGUCCUUCGCUUUGUUGACGUUCGCAGAUUCGUCCAGUUCGGCGUCAUAAAGGGUUGCAUAUACCGCGUUCACAAAUUCGUCGUCUCUAAACAAUACCUUGCCGCCUUAGCAUCUGGCCAAAGUCGCCCUGUCCCAGGAGGAGAUCCACUGCAGAAGUAUACAGAUGGCUGUCACCACUUUGACCAAAUCAUCACAGAGCAGAACAUGACGGACAGUGAAAUUAUGGAGAAACUCAAGAAGUUGCCGGUUCCAAAGGGGGACUUGGCAGUCUUUUAUAGAUAG
This is a messenger RNA of Fusarium musae, 1236 nucleotides long. RefSeq lists its product as uncharacterized. Gene Ontology annotation, cellular component: vacuolar membrane; GATOR1 complex. The transcript has 3 exons. Gene Ontology annotation, molecular function: GTPase activator activity. The record is from RefSeq and is a predicted model, not a curated record. Gene Ontology annotation, biological process: positive regulation of autophagy; negative regulation of TORC1 signaling. The coding region runs from base 1 to 1236 and encodes 411 amino acids. Lineage: Eukaryota; Fungi; Ascomycota; Sordariomycetes; Hypocreales; Nectriaceae.